GCUCUCUGGCCUGUUCUUUGCUGCAGCCAUGAGAGACGCGGCAUGCUGUGCCAGACAGACCACCAGUGAGAGAGCUUCUGUCAGCCUUACUUCAGCUUAAGUCCGAAGAUCACAUUGCAACAUUAGCCAGAUUUGAGUUUACUGCAUAAGAUUUUAAUUAAGUGGUUUUUCCAAAGUGACGGGAGAGAACAUGGUGUCGUGUGUGGUGGUCACUGUGUUGGUUCUGUUGCUGGUGAGGUCAGCUCAUAGUCAACAUAUGGCAGAGGAGCCCUGCUCAGUCCAAAUCCUCGUUCCAGGACUCAAAGGAGAAGCAGGAGAAAAGGGAGAAAAAGGGGCACCUGGCAGACCUGGAAGAGUGGGACCACCUGGAGAUACAGGGCCUCCUGGACUCAAAGGACAAAAAGGCAUCAUGGGACAUUAUGGAAAAAUGGGUCCGUCUGGAUUCAAAGGUUUAAAAGGUGAUAUGGGAGAACCAGGACCAAAAGGCUCGGACGGAGACCCAGGGCUCCCCUGUGAGUGUGCACCUUUACGGAAGAUGAUCGGUGAAAUGGACAAUCAUGUGGCGCAGUUAAGCAAUGAGCUGAAGUUCAUUAAAAAUGCACUGCCCUCCCCCGCAGCUGUCGCUGGCGUCAAAGAGACAGACAGCAAGGUGUAUCUACUGGUGAAGGAGGAGAAGCGGUACAGAGAUGCUGAGCUGUACUGCCAGGGCAGGGGUGGGCACCUGGCCAUGCCCAAAGAUGCUGCUGCCAACAGGGCCAUCGCCGGGUACAUCACAGAGGCCGGCCUUAGUAGAGUGUACAUCGGCAUUAAUGACCUGGAGAGCGAGGGCCACUUUGUGUACGUGGAGCGCUCGCCUAUGAGCACCUUCAGCAAGUGGAGGGAAGGAGAGCCCAAUAACGCCUAUGAGAAUGAGGACUGUGUGGAGCUGGUGUCUUCAGGGGAGUGGGUGGACGUGGCCUGCUCUCUCACCAUGUACUUUGUGUGUGAGUUUGACAAAGACCGGAUUUGA
Messenger RNA from Pygocentrus nattereri (red-bellied piranha), 1009 nucleotides. RefSeq names its product collectin sub-family member 11 (gene colec11). The record is from RefSeq and is a predicted model, not a curated record. The transcript has 7 exons. NCBI's taxonomy places the organism in Eukaryota, Metazoa, Chordata, Actinopteri, Characiformes, Serrasalmidae. Bases 191 to 1009 code for a protein of 272 amino acids.